This is a messenger RNA of Cladophialophora carrionii CBS 160.54, 2376 nucleotides long. RefSeq lists its product as uncharacterized. Gene Ontology annotation, cellular component: Rpd3L complex; Rpd3L-Expanded complex; nucleus. The transcript is spliced from 2 exons. Bases 1 to 2376 code for a protein of 791 amino acids. NCBI's taxonomy places the organism in Eukaryota, Fungi, Ascomycota, Eurotiomycetes, Chaetothyriales, Herpotrichiellaceae. The record is from RefSeq and is a predicted model, not a curated record. Gene Ontology annotation, biological process: regulation of DNA-templated transcription.
AUGUCCACAACGACAAUGACCACCACCGUCCUGGGCACCUCAAAUGUGCGAGGAGGUCCGUCUCGCCUCACCCGCACCAACCCAGCACGAGCCUCCAAGGGACUCGGAUCCGCCAGCCUGCGCCAGAACUCGCUCGUCUCCAACAGCGGCCUUCCUCUAGCCCUCUCAUCGAAUGGCAUCGCCUCGCAGAGCCUGACAAACAACGAGCCCGUGGGCAUGUACCCGGCCAUCACUCACUUCUCCGAUGCGAUUGCCGCCCUGCCUCGCGAAUACCGCCGACACACUUCUCUGUUGAAAGAGGUGGACGCCAAAGCGUGGGGUCCCGAGGAGAAUCUACAACUUGCCCUCGAUCAGUGCCUCGCCGAUAGCGCAACUACGACGCGAGAUCUCGCCGGUGCAGCUCAGAGUCUAAACAGCUCGACUACCGCGGAUGAUUCCAUAAACAAUAGUGAGGCGAAUAGUGUCGCCGGCGCCUCGUUCGACAAUGCCUCCCUCGCCUCUGCCCACUUCUCCGAUCCCGCCGUUGUCCAGCGCAGGCGGAAAUACCACGCUCUGAGGCAAAGUCUCAUGGCCGUCAUGGUGACCAUGGAUGAAAAAAAUCAUGUCAUCAACAAUGCAAGCGAGGAGAUGGGCAGGCAGAUCCGGAGACUCGACCGCAUCUGGCCACACAUCGCCGAGGAGAUCUCAGAAGAAGCAAGGUUGGGCAGUCUGAAGCAUUGGGCCUAUACAGAGACAAACCCUACUAAAAAGGUGCCGCCCCCACCUACCCGCAGAGACGCCGCCGCCGGGGCAGUUGCGCCCACCCUACAUGAGAGCGAAGUGGCACAUAGGAGUCAUGAUAGAAGGGAGGCUGUCAGGAGACAACGAGCAGCUGCCCACCACGUGGAUUCCGACUUGGACGAUUCGAGACUUCCGGUACGGAAGACAACCACGAACGGCAAGAAGCGCGCAGCCGAGGCUGCCCCCGAUCCCGCUGGUCUCGGCAUCUCUGGUGCUGGUGCUGGCAUCACCACAGCAAAGAGGAAGAAACCAGAGAAGCCUGCCGUUGGAAGUGCGGCUAUGGAGCGCUCCAUCAGCAGUGCUCUCGGGGGUCGGCCAAUGUCUAGAGAAAGUUCGCAGCAGGACAACUCAAAGAAGAGAAAAGUUUCGGCGACUGCUAUGUCAGUGGCCAGGAAACGAAUCAACGCGGCCACUCAAGACUCGCCGAAGCUUACGUCGUCCCCACUUGCAGGGACUGCUGGAAAAGAACCUUACAAGAGAAGCCCAGCCCUUUCCACCGUCCGGCCAGCCUUGUCCCGAGGACGUCAAAAUUCCACGAACACGGUCGAGAGCGUAAAAGGAGGCCGACCGUCGUCCCUGGCAUCCAAUAGAAAUGGCAAUAGCAACAACUUGACAGUAAGCAAUACGGAAGUGACCAAUGUCGGCGCAGCACCAAGCAGGGCUGCGAGUGAGGUCAAGAGCAACACGAGAGAGGCGAAAGCCGACAAGGCUGUUCCGGUCGUCGAUGACGAGCCAUCAACCGUCAAUGGUGCCAAGGUUGACCAUGAACUGAAAGGGGCCCCACCCGUGGAAAGAUCGUACAGCAGGCAAGGGACAGCCAAAGUCGAGCCUCGGGAGGAAGUUUCGGCAAAGGCGGUUGCGUCGCCGCGUCUGCCGGCCUUACAGACCAGCGAGCUCAAGACCGAGCGUACUGCGAGGGGUAGAGCCUCGAAAACGUCCACGCCCGUCGUCGCCACGUUUGCCGAUGCUGAAGCCGCCGAGACCGCGUCGGCGAACGGCAGUGUAAGCGCAUCCACGAAGCCCAAGCGACCGCCCCGAAGUCGGGUCAAGGACCAUGGCCUCCAUGAUUCCCUGUCACCAAAGGGCCUGCCGAUGAAACGACCGCACAAGAAGAGUGGUAGUCUAUCUUUUCCUUCCACAACGAGCAACGCGAGCACCACUCAACGAGUUCGAGACGAGGCAGAGCCACGAACCAAGUCGUCGACCCCUUCAGAGCGUGACGUCCUCGCGCCCGCCAACCACACAAUCAACGACCUCCAUGUUGAGAUGGCAGAUGACGAGGAAGGUGAAAAGGACGCACCAGAGGAAGACGAGGAGCGAUACUGUUACUGCCAAGGCGUCAGCUACGGGGAGAUGGUGGCGUGUGAUCGGGAUAUCUGUCCUCGGCAAUGGUUCCAUCUGGAUUGUAUCGGCUUGAAGAGUGUGCCGAAGAGCGCCAAGUGGUAUUGCAACGAGUGCAAAGAUGCCUUGGCCCAAGGGGAGAGGAUGACAACUGGGAAUGGUAAGGGGAAGAAUGGUAAUGGUAGCGGUAAUGGUAACGGGAAUGGGAGUGGGAGUGGGAGUGGGAAUGGCCAUGGAACUGGGAAUGGGAAGUAG